This is a messenger RNA of Plectropomus leopardus (leopard coralgrouper), 657 nucleotides long. It is a transcript of the gene cldn26, whose product is annotated as claudin 26. Lineage: Eukaryota; Metazoa; Chordata; Actinopteri; Perciformes; Serranidae. The record is from RefSeq and is a predicted model, not a curated record. Gene Ontology annotation, cellular component: membrane; bicellular tight junction. Gene Ontology annotation, molecular function: structural molecule activity.
AUGGUUUUUCUAACAACUAAAAUUAUGCAAAGGACUGCUCUCUUUGUGACGUUUGGGGGUUUGGUCACUUCUUUGACCACCGCCUUUCUUCCACUGUGGAAGACAAUGAACUCUGACCUGAAUGAGGUAGAGAACUGGUUCUCGGGUCUGUGGCUCACCUGUCUUUACACCGAGGAGGUGGGAAUUCAGUGUAAAGCCUAUGACUCCAUCAUGGGGCUGCCGAUGGACCUGCAGAUCUCAAGGGUGCUGGUGUCAGUGUCUAUAGGCACUGGAGGUUUAGCUCUGCUGGCUGCCUUCCCAGGACUAGAGGGGGUUGAGAUGUGUGUUGGGCGGCCUGGCCUGAAGAGACGGCUCCUCAUCCUCAGUGGGGUGAUGUCCUGGGUGUCGGGACUCACCACUCUGGCUCCUGUCUCUCUUGUGGCCUACACAACUGUGGUGGACUUUUGGAACGAGGGUUUUCCUGAUGUGAUGCCACGUUGGGAGUACGGAGAGGCAAUGUUCUCUGGGUGGUUUGGAGGUUUGGCUCUGGUCAUCGGAGGGACUCUCUUCUUCGUAGCUGUGUGCAUGGGGGACUACGACCAGCGGCCACCAAGUGUGCCAAACAGCCCUCAAGUGAUGCACAGGACAAAGUACUACCAGAAGACAGAGGUUUUAUAG